Molecule: messenger RNA, 603 nt
Organism: Juglans regia (Persian walnut)
Lineage: Eukaryota; Viridiplantae; Streptophyta; Magnoliopsida; Fagales; Juglandaceae
Exons: 1
Coding region: 1-603 (200 amino acids)
Source: RefSeq, a predicted model, not a curated record
AUGCUGGAACCAAGAAAUUCAAGGGUGUGCGAUGGUGAUAUUGAAGAACUAUGGAAGAAGUGGAAUAGGGAGGUCUUCGGAAGAGUGGAAGUGGAUCUUAAAGAAAUUGAAGAGGAGCUCCUGGAACUUGAGAUGUUGAUUCAGCAAAAUUAUUCUUUGGAUGUGGAGGCAGAGCUUUUGAGAUGUAAGCAAAAGCAUAUUCAGUAUUUGCAUAGAGAGGAGAUAAUGAGAUGUCAAAAAUCAAGAAUUAAAUGGAUGAGUGAAGGGGAUAAGAACAUGGCUUUCUUUCAUGCUUCCCUGAGUUGUAAAAAGAAGUUUAAAGCAGUGGAAAAAAUGACUCUUGAAGAUGGUACCAUUAUGGAAUCAAGUGAAGCGGUUCUUGAGGGGGCAGUGGACUUCUUCCAGAAGCGGCUUUCGACGUUGGCUGUGUCCUUUGCGGAAACUGGUUUGAAUCUUUUAACCUCUAUUAUUUCUGAUACUGAUAAUCGGUUGCUUUGUAGAGUCCUUCACAUGCUUGAAAUUAAGGAGGCCUUAUGGUCCAUUCUGCAAGAUAGUAGUCCGGGGCCUGAUGGUUUUUCUGCAAGUUUUUUUCACCAUGCUUGA